AUGUCAAAGGUCGGAGACGCACAUGUAAACGUGUAUGCUGGAUCCCCCUUGAACCGGCUUGCAUGGUUACGAACCUCCCAAGGGUUCCUCAAUUCCAUGCUUUCAUCACCCCGAACUCGUUGGAUCUUGUUCAACGCCGGUAAACCGCUCGUCGUUUCCGGCACUCCAACGUCACUCGCAUACCUUUCCACGCGCUCUGUGCUUUCUCUCCUUGGGAGUCAACCUUUCUUUGGCCAAGGGGAAACGGAACUUACUCCAAUCACUGCGGAACAGUUGAAUCAGAACAGUCAUGUUCUCCAGGCGGCGAGACAUCGUGGACCGCCAGUGGUGUUUCUGGGCAUACACGAGAAAGAAGGGGAACGCGUUUUGCCAGAGAAGGAAGUGGGUGUCGCGUUGAAAGAAGGAGGGGAAGCUGCCGUCGAAGAGUUUUUGAAGAACGAUGAGGGAACACCGUAUUUUGCGGUGGAUGUAGCAGAUCGAGAUGUUCUUGCGAAUGAGGAUAUUGCAAGGAAGGAAGCGGUCAUUCAAGAGGUCCUGGAUGAUGCUGCAAAACAGCUCGAUGUUAAGAAGUUGGAGUGGGUGGAUCCGAGAAGUGCAGUUGGGAAUAUGGGGUUGUUCGAGGCGGGGAUCUUUGCCGAAGCGAGGACUAUGGUUGACUGGAACCUCAGAAGCAAGUUCUGUCCAGGUUGUGGUUCGCGUAACUAUUCGAUGUGGGGAGGAUGGAAACUGGCAUGUUCGUCUGGUCUGCCGUGGAACGCGAGUUCUCAUGGAUCAGCUUGUCCCUCACGCAUCGGUCUUCACAACUACGCUCACCCUCGUACGGAUCCGGUCGCUAUCAUCCUCACAGUCGAUCAGACGGGCGACAAGGUCCUCCUUGGGAGAAGCAGAAAAUUCCCACCCAAAUUGUAUUCGGCGCUUGCUGGAUUCCUUGAACCCGCGGAGACGUUUGAAGACUGUGUGGUGAGAGAAAUGUUGGAAGAGGUGGGAGUGAAAGUUUGGGGGAUUCAAUAUCAUUCUGGACAGCCUUGGCCUUACCCAGCGAAUCUGAUGCUUGGUUGGUACUGCCGAGGCGACUCGACCAAGGAGAUCAGGGUGGAUUUGGAUAAUGAAUUGGAAGAUGCCAAGUGGUAUACCCGUUCCGAAAUUUUAACUAUCUUGGGACACGCAGUCGGUACAAAGCUAGAUUCCAAGACGUUCUCGGAGAAGAUGGAAGAGGAGGAGCAGGAAAGGGUCUUGAGGGAGCUGAGAGAGGGCAAGGCUACAGCCAUGAAAGCCGUUGCCAGUGACUUGGGUGAAGGACCCGCGUUUACAAUCCCACCAGAUAGCGCGAUGGCGGGUGUGUUGAUCAGGGACUGGGCCGAAGGGAGGGUCACUUUCAAUGUCGAAAAGGUGUAA
This is a messenger RNA of Marasmius oreades (fairy-ring Marasmius), 1395 nucleotides long. RefSeq lists its product as uncharacterized. The record is from RefSeq and is a predicted model, not a curated record. Lineage: Eukaryota; Fungi; Basidiomycota; Agaricomycetes; Agaricales; Marasmiaceae. The coding region runs from base 1 to 1395 and encodes 464 amino acids. Gene Ontology annotation, cellular component: cytosol. Gene Ontology annotation, molecular function: NADH pyrophosphatase activity. Gene Ontology annotation, biological process: NADP+ catabolic process; NAD+ catabolic process. The transcript has 7 exons.